Molecule: messenger RNA, 3325 nt
Organism: Bombyx mandarina (wild silkworm)
Lineage: Eukaryota; Metazoa; Arthropoda; Insecta; Lepidoptera; Bombycidae
Gene: sfl
Product: N-deacetylase and N-sulfotransferase sfl
Cellular component (GO): Golgi apparatus
Molecular function (GO): hydrolase activity; heparan sulfate N-sulfotransferase activity; deacetylase activity
Source: RefSeq, a predicted model, not a curated record
GUUGAGCCGACAACAUAGAUUAUACACUAGUCGUCAGUGAUUGUUAAUGUUUGGGUGUAUUUUUUCUUUAAAAAAUCCUGUAAAGUUGACGUAAUUGUGACUGAGUUUACCAUAUAAUGAAUUAGUGUGUUUAAACGACAUUAAGUGUUUAGAACAAUGAAUAUGGUGUUACAUUGUUAGAAGAAAAUGUUUUCAAGAUCUGUCAUUGUUGAUGAUGAGGCUCAUUGAAGAAUCAUAUCGAUGACCGAGGGGCCUGCUGAGUGUGGAUGGCGUCAGACACGGAUGCCAUAGGCUCUAUCAGCAACAGCGAACGACAUCGCCGUGAUGAGCACAACCCGCCAAAAUGCGUCAGCGGCCUUUUUAAACCGGGAACUGACGCGUUGGUCGGCUCGAGAUGGCCAUAAAUUGCGGAGCGCGCGCAUACUGCCACCCCGCGUACGCGCACUCUCAUACCCUACCGCGGCGCUAUGAAAUGUGGAAACACUGCAGGUGGCGACAGAAAACGUCACCACCAAGGACUAACGCAGCUGUUAGGGUGCCCAGAUAGAGACGUUUAGAAGUGUUUUCCUUAGAGGCCUAAGUGUUACUGUUCAGUGUAAAUAUAGUGGUGCGUGUAAAUGUUAAGAAUGACGGGCGAAAACCGGGGCGCUCGCGCUCCAUUACUUGAGUGCGGGAGUGGCGAAUACUCGCAUAACCAUAAGACGUUAGCGCCGCGGUGUUGCUUCUGGUUGGCCAGCCACGUCAACGUCAGAAAAUGCGUCGCUGGCGUCAUGCUGCUAUCCGUCCUCACCAUAUUGUUUUACUCCUAUUAUGUCACAAUACCUCUGACCAGCUUAGUGUGGCGAGAUCGAAUCCCGCGUCCACUCACCCAGUGUUCAUUGCUCGCUUCGCAACAACAAGCUGCGCGCGACCAUCGUUCGGACGCCCGACUUCGUAUCGACGCUAAAGUACUUGUUAUAGUAGAAUCGGCCUACUCACGACUUGGUCGCGACAUCGCCGAGCUCCUCGUCGCCAACCGUAUAAGGUACAAAGUUGAAGUAGCAGGCAAGAGUCUGCCUGUACUCACCACUUUGGACAAGGGGCGUUACGGCGUGAUCGUGUUCGAAUCUCUGUCGAAAUAUGCCAAUAUGGAUAAAUGGAAUCGAGAGCUACUCGACAAAUACUGUCGGGAGUAUUCCGUUGGAGUAGUCGGCUUCGCGACGCCUAGCGAAGAGACCUUGGUCGGCGCACAGCUAAAAGGAUUUCCACUAUUCAUGCAUACUAAUUUGAGGUUGAAGGAUGCAACGUUGAACGCUGCUUCACCCGUAUUGCGAUUGGCUCGUGCUGGAGAAACUGCCUGGGGCGCGCUUCCUGGUGACCACUGGUCGGUGUUCCGAGCCAACAGCUCUACCUAUGAACCUAUCGCGUGGGCGCUUAGAGAACACGAUUAUGAAACUGAUGGAGAGCGGAUGCCGCUGGCAACUGUGAUACAAGACCACGGUCGUUUGGACGGCGUCCAACGCGUUCUGUUCGGUAGUGGUCUACAGUUCUGGUUGCAUCGACUGCUUUUUCUGGACGCAUUAAGCUACCUCAGUCACGGGCAGCUCAGCUUGAGUCUGGAUCGAUGGAUAUUGGUUGAUAUCGAUGACAUCUUUGUCGGUGAGAAAGGUACCCGUCUUCACGAAGAAGACGUGGCGGCACUAUUGACGUCGCAGGCAGCACUGCAGCGUUUAGUUCCGGGAUUCAGGUUCAACCUCGGCUACAGUGCGAAGUACUACCACCACGGAACGCCAACGGAAAACCUCGGCGAUGACGCUCUGUUAAAACAUAGGGAAUAUUUUAAUUGGUUUUGCCACAUGUGGAACCAUCAACAGCCUCACCUGUACAACAACGUGUCUCAGCUCGAAGCGGAAAUGAUGCUGAACAAACAGUUCGCUCUAGAGCACGGGAUCCCGACGAACUCGUGUUACUCCGUGUCCCCGCACCACUCCGGAGUCUAUCCCGUACACGAACCUCUAUACGAAGCCUGGAGGAAAGUCUGGGACGUAAAAGUUACCAGCACGGAGGAGUAUCCUCACUUAAGACCAGCUAGAUUACGUCGCGGUUUCCGGCACCGGGGCGUGAUGGUGUUGCCGCGUCAAACGUGCGGUCUGUUCACGCACACGUUACUGUUGGAGCGUUAUCCGGGCGGGAGGCAUCGACUAGACCGCUCCAUACAGGGAGGCGAGCUCUUCCAGACUGUUAUCAACAAUCCGAUCAACGUGUUCAUGACCCACAUGUCGAAUUAUGGCAACGAUCGACUCGCAUUAUACACUUUCGAGUCGGUGGUCAAGUUCCUGAGGUGCUGGACCAAUGUGCGUCUUGCAUCAGCACCACCUUUGGCCCUGGCGGAGAAGUAUUUCCAACUGAGACCCGACGAACUGAACCCGUUGUGGGGGAAUCCGUGCGAUGACAUCCGACACCGCCGCAUAUGGUCCAAGAGUAAAUGGUGCGGCACACUGCCCAGACUCCUAGUGAUCGGUCCCCAGAAGACCGGCAGCACAGCCCUAUACACGUUCCUAGCGAUGCACCCAACACUGAAGCCGAACUUGCCCAGCCCGAGCACAUACGAAGAGCUACAAUUCUUCAAUAACAACAACUACCUGAAAGGACUGGAUUGGUACCUGAAUUUUUUCCCGCCAAGCCUAACUAACAACUCACAAAUAACAUUCGAGAAGUCGGCGACGUACUUCGACGGCGACCUGGUGCCGAGGAGAGCGCACGCAUUACUGCCCAACGCCAAGAUCAUUGCCAUACUGAUAUCACCAUCGAAACGUGCGUACUCCUGGUAUCAGCACAUACGCUCUCACGGCGACCCGAUCGCGAAUAAUUACACAUUCCACACAAUCAUCACGGCGAAUGACUCCGCACCGAAACAACUCAGGGAUUUGAGGAAUCGUUGCUUGAAUCCUGGGAAAUACAGUCAUUAUUUAGAACGUUGGUUGUCGGAGUACAGCGUGCACCAGUUGCACGUCAUCGACGGGUCGAUGCUGCGCUCUGAGCCGGCGGUCGUGAUGAACACGCUCCAGAAGUUCCUCAAGAUAUCGCCGCAUAUCGACUACAAUAAACUGCUCAAAUACGAUCCGAAAAAAGGAUUCUUCUGUCAAGUGGUCGGGGGCGAGAAAACGAAAUGCCUUGGGAAGUCGAAGGGUCGCGUGUACCCGCCGAUGGAGGAGCGCUCGGCCAAGUUCCUCAGGCGUUACUACACGCCGCAUAACACUGCACUGUCCAAGCUGCUGGUCAGGGUCGGCCGCCCCGUGCCGCACUGGCUCAAGGACGAGCUCUCGGCCAACGGAUGACCUCACAC